Nerophis lumbriciformis (worm pipefish) is the source of this 2520-nucleotide messenger RNA. Its product is annotated as vitamin D3 receptor A. Lineage: Eukaryota; Metazoa; Chordata; Actinopteri; Syngnathiformes; Syngnathidae. Gene Ontology annotation, molecular function: vitamin D response element binding; zinc ion binding; nuclear receptor activity. Gene Ontology annotation, biological process: cell differentiation; negative regulation of transcription by RNA polymerase II; positive regulation of transcription by RNA polymerase II. The record is from RefSeq and is a predicted model, not a curated record. Gene Ontology annotation, cellular component: nucleus.
ACGUCGUGACAUCGAGCGAAAAAACUCCCCCGCCCGGAACGACGAAAGGUCUGUUUUUUUUUAAAAGUCGUGUGAGAGAGCGCCACGCUGCGUGAUCGUGAUUAUGUCAAAGUUCAUACCGAGGAAAAGUUUUUCGCCGGGGAGGAUUUCUUAAGCCUGGCUCUGAGAUUUUGCCCACCUUUUGGCUGCAACAUUUGUGUCGUCCACCCACCUUUCAGCUACUAUUGCACAAAGUGAACGUUGAUAUGCCACAUCAGUGAUGGAGCCCAUGACGGUUACUACGUCGGUGGCGGGACCGGAUGAGUUUGACCGCAACGUCCCGCGGAUAUGUGGGGUGUGUGGCGACAAGGCCACCGGCUUCCACUUCAACGCCAUGACCUGUGAGGGCUGCAAGGGCUUCUUCAGGCGUAGUAUGAAGCGUAAAGCCUCCUUCACCUGCCCGUUCAACGGAAGCUGCACCAUCACCAAAGACAACCGCCGUCACUGCCAGGCCUGUCGCCUCAAGCGCUGCGUUGACAUCGGCAUGAUGAAAGAGUUCAUCCUCACAGAUGAAGAGGUCCAAAGGAAGAAGGACAUGAUAAUGAAGAGGAAGGAGGAGGAGGCGGCCAAGGAAGCGUCGAGGCCUCGGCUCAAUGACGAGCAGGCCCAGAUCAUCACUUCCCUGGUGGACGCUCACCACAAGACCUACGAUGCCUCCUAUGCGGACUUCUCACGCUUUAGGCCUCCAGUGCGUGAAGGUCCAGUUACACGCAGUGCCAGCAGAGCCGCCUCCCUUCACUCCCUGUCUGACGCCUCCUCAGACUCCUUCAACCACUCGCCUGAGUCGGUGGACACCAAGAUGAACUUCAGCAACCUGCUGAUGAUGUACCAGGACGGCGCCAGCAGUCCGGACUCCAGCGAGGAGGACACCAAGCUGUCCAUGCUGCCCCACCUGGCCGACCUGGUGUCCUACAGCAUCCAGAAGGUCAUUGGGUUCGCCAAGAUGAUCCCGGGCUUCAGAGAACUGACGGCAGAAGACCAGAUAGCUCUGUUGAAGUCGAGCGCCAUCGAGAUCAUCAUGCUGCGUUCUAAUCAGUCCUUCAGCCUGGAGGACAUGUCCUGGAGCUGCGGGGGACCUGACUUUAAGUACUGCAUCAACGACGUCACAAAGGCCGGUCACACUCUGGAGCUGCUGGAGCCGCUGGUCAAGUUCCAGGUGGGCCUGAAGAAGCUGAGUCUGCAUGAGGAGGAACACGUCCUGCUCAUGGCCAUCUGCCUGCUCUCCCCAGACCGCCCCGGCGUGCAGGACCACGCCCGCAUCGAGCAGCUCCAGGACCACAUGUCGGAGACCCUGCAGGCCUACAUCCGAGUCAACCACCCGGGGGGACGCCUCCUCUAUGCCAAGAUGAUCCAGAAGCUGGCCGACCUGCGCAGCCUCAACGAGGAGCACUCCAAGCAGUACCGCUCGCUCUCCUUCCAGCCCGAGCACAGCAUGCAGCUCACCCCGCUGGUGCUGGAGGUGUUCGGCAGCGAGGUGUCGUAGCAGAAGGCCUCCGCCGCCAGACACCCCCCCCCAUCCCCGGAAAAACCCCAUCAUGUGCCACCAUCCUCCGCCUCCUUCUGGGAUGGAUGAUGGAUGGAUGUGACUUCCCCCGCAUCCUUAUUGGUUAGUAUCCGCUUUCAUGCAAACUGGCUGGGAGGGAAAAGGUCUCUUUAACGAGCUGGACGAGGACGGGUGGGAAAAGGAGAGCGUCACUAGGGUUGUAAUUCCUUGCUCUCCGGGACAAAAGGGAAUAUUGCAGGAAUGUAUGUUUAAUGACAUGUAUAAGCUGAACUAUAAGAAGAUAUAUUCUAUAAAAAAAAAAUAUAUAUAUAUAUAAAUAUAUAUAUAUUUAAGAGAGGGUUGAGAGGAAGUGUAGAGAGCAGAGAAUUCGAAGGCUGCUGUGAGUCGUCUUUGAAUGCUGAGAAGUGUGUGAGGAGUCCUUGUGUUUCUAUGUGUGUGUGAGUGUGUGUUUGUACAAUGUAACGACAAUUGGACCACAAGGGGAGUGUGAGGCCUCGGCGCAGGGAAGGAAAGAACUUCUCUCUUUUUUUUUUUUCACCUCUUUGUCGUUUUUCCCCCGGACCUGUGAAGCUCGUAGACAUCGCGGUUUUUUUUUCUGUCGGAUGGCGACUCUCCGGGCCGUAUUUGUCGGGCUGCUAAAAGACCACGGCGACAAAACCCGAGUUCGCUCGCCGUUGUUGUUGUUACCUCAGGGAAAAAGAAGAAGAAGAAGAAAAAAAAACCCAAGUUUGUCCGGUGACGAUUGACGGUCCACGGCGUGCAAGCUAAAUACAAUCAGACGACGCUCGAUUGUUUUCCAAGCUCACUGUGAUUUCACGAAGAACAGUCGACGUAAGCUAGUAAUCAGAGAGCGCGUGCAUGAACCAAAGCUGUCACUUUUUAAAUGGGUUUUUAUCUCCAGCAGCAAUGUUGGGAGCUUAAUGCAUGCUGUAAAAAAAAAAAAAAAAAAAGGAGUUGAUUACAAAUAUACAGGUAAA